AUGCAAGGCGGUACGAAGGACGGUAUCCGCUAUGGAGAAGUCUUGUAUUCGGACCUCUAUGAGCCAGGGCCCUUCAAUCAUAACAAGACAAUUAUGAAAUGGGCAGAAGAAGUGCCAACAACGUCUAUGGGUGAGGACCCUACACUCGAGGAUGUGUCGCCACUUUUCAGGGCGACAGAGCCUGGUGAUUUCCAGCAUGCCAUAUCCCAGAACGGCGAGCAGGCUCAUUCUAUCAGGAAACGCGGAUCCCAUGCUGAUUUACGAGCAGAAUACGAGCUGGGCGCAAACAACCACAAGGGAUGCAAUCCAUGCUGA
Molecule: messenger RNA, 315 nt
Organism: Diaporthe amygdali
Lineage: Eukaryota; Fungi; Ascomycota; Sordariomycetes; Diaporthales; Diaporthaceae
Exons: 3
Coding region: 1-315 (104 amino acids)
Source: RefSeq, a predicted model, not a curated record